This is a messenger RNA of Caenorhabditis briggsae, 2205 nucleotides long. Lineage: Eukaryota; Metazoa; Nematoda; Chromadorea; Rhabditida; Rhabditidae. The record is from RefSeq and is a predicted model, not a curated record. The coding region runs from base 1 to 2205 and encodes 734 amino acids. The transcript is spliced from 10 exons.
AUGCCACCGAAGAAAAGGAUCAGAUUUAAAAGUACUAGUAUUGCGGAUAAUGAAUUACUGAAACAGCUGGAACUGAUGUAUGUCUGCGGGUACUGUUCAAAAAUAGUAGAAGGAAAUGGAGAUGCUCAAUUGAUGCACGCAUUGAGCCAUGAAAACGAAAUCACCCAAUGUCGCACGUGCAUCAUGCCUGUAAAACUUGGAGAUGAGACCAGCCAUGUCAAAGAAUUUCACACGAGAGCUCCAAGACCCACUGAGUUUUUCAUCGAUAAGUCGCUCAUAGAGCUUCGAAUUGAUACAGGAAAAGCGUUUUCGAGUUUUUGGGGGUUGUCUUUGUCCUCCACAGAUGUAAUCCUAAGCAACUUCGGAAGGUACUCUUUGAGAUUGUGGAAUCAUUACAAAAAUAGAAGAUAUCUCGGAAUUUUUCGUCUUUACGGUUCGAAGAUACAUUGGAAAUGUCCUUUUUGCCUAGAGAAACCAGCAAUGGGGUUCAAUGAGACGAUCAGUAUGAGAGCAUAUGCUCUUUCACAUUUAGAAGAGUCCCAUUUCGUCGAGAUCACUGAAAACGAUCCGGCCUUCUUUAACUUUGAAUGGUUCUGUUUGAACGAUGAAUGUGAUUUUGACGUGAGAGCGAUGAUGGAGAUAGCACAACAGCGACGGAAAGUCCCUGACAGAAGCUAUUUAUCAUACUACACGGUGAACAUUCCACCACUGGAAAAUGGAGAAAACUUCAUUAAUUUUGUGAAAAGAAGAAAUCAAAUCGAAGGAAGCGAUGACAGAUAUUGUCUCGUCUGUUGCAGUUUUGUACCAAUUAAAUCGAUCAAAUCUCAUUUCAAUUUAGCUCUUCAUGCUACUCUAGAAGCAGUUUCUUCAAGCACGUCGUUCACUUUAUUACGCCCGAAUAAAACAGAAAAUUUGGAAAUGCUGACAGAGAAGGAAAUCAAAAAGGAAAUCGUUGAAGAAACCACCGACAACGAUGAUGAGCACACAUUUCGUUUUCCUGAACAGCUAUUUUUGUAUUCUCAAGAAUAUGUUGUGAGUGAGAAUAUUGUUAUAGGUUUUAACUCUCGUCGGGAUGAAUUCAAAUGGCGAUGUUGCCUCUGUCCACGCGCUCAUGCAACCACAUUUGCAACAUUCAUUAUAUUGAGAAUGUUCGCCUUGCGACACAUCGAAGAACGUCAUAGGAUGCUGUUCACAGAAGAAUUCUUAUCUUAUGAGUGGAAGUCUAUUCAACGAGAAAUGUUAGCUUCAUUCGAUCUCCGAGCAUUCACACCAAUUGAAUACACAUUGCGAGGUGAAGGCACAUUCAACAACAGAGAUCCCAAUGACUAUAUGCUACCUCAGCAAUACUACUUUCUUCCGAAGGAAUGCUCGCGAGACACCGUGAUUUGUGGAUUCUGCUAUCGGUCUUUCAACCGUUUCGAUUUUCUACCCCAUAUUACACUACACGGAUUUAUGGUUGAUAGCAGUAAAACUUGUCUACUUCGUCCAGUUGUCUUUAACGAAAAGGCAUGUCAGCUGAUGGGACAAGAAAAAUACACCGACGAAGAUCAACACGACGAACCCUGCAGAAUUCUUUCAAUCGCUGGAAAAAGAUUGGAAUCAAAAAUAAACCUGAUGAAUUCAAGAAUACAAUUAAACAUUCCAUAUCUUUCUGAUGUGACGACUCCCUGCAAAAGCGAACGAGAAACAGAUAGCGAAUCUCAGACGCCUCGGAGCCGGAAGUCAGCUAUGGAUGCUAAGAGAAUCCUUUCCGAAACGUUCAAAGUUCUUCAAGAGAACGCUCGCAACCGGAAGAAUACAUGGAAUGAGUAUUCUUCCUGUUCUUCUUCUUCCAGUGACGAUGAAGACUCAGAAGAAGAACGAUAUGAGAAAGAAUUAGAUUUGCAAGCAACGACAGUAGCAGAAAGAGCCGCGAGAUCAAAAAGUCUAGAGAAACUGAAAAAAAUAGAUUUGAGCACAAUGAGACCAGCUGAAAUACAAGAAAUGAUACGAAAAGAAGCAGAAAAGAAAGGUGUGAAAUGGAAUAUAAAUGAUUCCAGUGAAUCAUCAUCAUCAUCGGAUGAUUCAGAGUCAGAUGAAGAAGUUCCAGAGGGAAACAAGUUGAGAAACAUGAAGCCUGGAGAAAUUAAAGCAUUAAUCCGCCAAGCUGCGAAAAGGAAACAAAUCAAAUUAUCUAGCGGGUCCAGUAGUAGUGAUAGUGAUUGA